AUGUCUCGCCAUCACCCAGAUCUCGUCAUGUGCCGCAAGCAACCCGGUAUCUCCAUCGGUCGUCUCUGUGACAAGUGCGACGGCAAAUGCCCCGUGUGCGAUUCCUACGUGCGUCCUACCACUCUUGUCCGGAUCUGCGACGAGUGCUCCUUCGGCAACUACCAGAAUAAGUGCGUCGUGUGUGGCGGUGAAGGAAUCAGCGAUGCAUUCUAUUGUUUCGAGUGUACGCGACUAGAGAAGGAUCGAGACGGCUGUCCGAAGAUUAUCAAUCUGGGAAGUUCGAGGACGGAUCUAUUUUACCAGAAGAAAAGUUUUCGAAAUCAAUGA
Molecule: messenger RNA, 327 nt
Organism: Aspergillus clavatus NRRL 1
Lineage: Eukaryota; Fungi; Ascomycota; Eurotiomycetes; Eurotiales; Aspergillaceae
Product: PHF5 family protein
Exons: 1
Coding region: 1-327 (108 amino acids)
Biological process (GO): mRNA splicing, via spliceosome
Cellular component (GO): precatalytic spliceosome; U2 snRNP; catalytic step 2 spliceosome
Source: RefSeq, a predicted model, not a curated record